Cryptomeria japonica (Japanese cedar) is the source of this 1940-nucleotide messenger RNA. Its product is annotated as farnesylcysteine lyase. The coding region runs from base 210 to 1688 and encodes 492 amino acids. Gene Ontology annotation, molecular function: prenylcysteine oxidase activity. The transcript is spliced from 5 exons. NCBI's taxonomy places the organism in Eukaryota, Viridiplantae, Streptophyta, Pinopsida, Cupressales, Cupressaceae. The record is from RefSeq and is a predicted model, not a curated record. Gene Ontology annotation, biological process: prenylcysteine catabolic process; prenylated protein catabolic process.
AAAAGAGACUCCUUUGAUGAAUUUGUUUAGUAUUUUUCUAAUAAUAUUCUUACAGAUGAUGAGUAAACAAAGGACAGUGGCUUCGUUCGCCGUCCACGGUUGAUAUUUGAUAUCUGUUUACCAUUUGGCCUUUGACCCAGCUCCUUUAUUUUUUAUUGAUUGAUAUUUGAGAAUUUUUUGGCACAAUUUAUGAAUGUACAGACAGUAGUAUGCGACCCCUAUUUUGUAGAAGUGGAAAUCUCAAUUGCCAGCAACAAAUGGCACUCGCACUGGCAUGGGCACGGACAAUCUUGGCGUUGGUGUUGUUGGGCGUGGGCAGCUGCAAUUGCAGUAAGAUUUGCAUUGUUGGCAGUGGCAUUGGCGGAGCUUCUGCCGCCCAUUUUCUGAGAAAGUAUUCCCAAGAGGGCAUGGAAAUUCACGUGUUUGAAAGAAACUCAGUGGUAGGAGGACGAAUGGCCAUGGUGGAAUUGGGAGGCGACAAGUUCGAAGCGGGUGGUUCAAUCCUCCAUCCCAAGAACUUGUACACUCUGCAAUACACUGAACUUCUUGGCCUCCAACGCAGUAGCGGCGGCGAUGAUACUGAUUUCGGGAUAUGGGAUGGACAAAAGUUUCUCUUGAAGACCUAUCCAUCAUCAGGGAUGGCUAUCUCCUUCCUCAACGACUUGCUCGUCUUUUGGCGAUACGGAACCAGCCUCUUCAAAAUGCAAAAAUAUGUCUCUAGUCUGCUGAGUAAGUUCUUGCACUAUUAUGAUGAUUCACGGCCCAUUUUCAAUUCAGUGGAGGAAAUGUUGAAAUGGGCAGAUCUUUAUGAAUAUACAACGCAGUCACUCCAGGCAGAAUUGGUUGCUGCUGGAUUAUCCUCUCGUUUGAUAUCUGAGCUCAUAACGGUUAUCAUGAGGAUCAAUUAUGGACAGAGUGUAAAUAUUAGUGGACUAGCUGGAGCAGUUUCCUUGUGUGGAUCAGGUAGCGGGCUUUGGUCAGUGGAAGGAGGAAAUUGGCAAAUGGCUGCAGGUUUACUUGAUAGGGCAAAUGUUUCUUUACAUCUAAACGAAGAGAUAGCUUCAGUUUCAUUCAAUGGGAAGAACUAUGAAAUAAGUUCAUCUAAGGGACAAGUUCACAAUUGUGAAGUUGCAGUUCUGGCUACACCUCUGGAUGAGGUCAACAUCAGCUUUAUCCCUGAAUUUUCAAUUCCAGAGAGACAUCUUCAACACACUUACACAACUUUUGUCAGGGGUCAGUUGAAUCCGGUGUACUUUGGACAACCAUCCUCUUUCAUCCUUCCUAAGCUAAUAGGCACUUUGGAAGUUCCCAGUUUGCCGUUUUCAAGUAUAUCUGUGUUGAAGGACUAUAGUAGAGAUGACAAAGCUUAUAAGAUAUUUUCUCGCAAAGUCAUGGCAGAUGAUUUGUUAGAUAAGAUUUUCAGUGUCAGAAAAGAAACCAUACAGAUAGACUGGGCUGCAUAUCCUCACUAUCAAGCACCUGAAAGAUUUGCUUCUUUUUUGCUAGAUGGCCAUCACUUGUAUUACAUUAAUACGUUUGAAAGUGCUGCAAGUACCAUGGAGAUGAGUUCUGUUGCAGCUGAAAAUGUUGCACGACUUAUCUUGUUUAGAUUGCACGUUGAUCCACUACAUAGAUCAAGAUCAGGAUCUUCUGAGUCUAGUGAUGAUGAAAGGUUUUCAGAGUUAUGAGAAAUUAGAUGUGUAGAUCAAGAUGUUCUUGUGAGAACACUUGUAACUAAGAUCAUAAAACUAUCAAAACUCACCUUCUGUAUGUAACAAUGGUGAAGCUUACAACUUGGAGAGGUUGGCAUUAUUCAGUAUGGAUUAUGCCGCAGUUAUUUAUAACAUGCUUUCAGAUCCUCCCAUUUUCAGCACGGCAACAACUCUUCAGUAUAAUGGCAAUUUCCUAAUACUAAUUUAGGUAAAUAAAUAUCCAACCCA